Molecule: messenger RNA, 2980 nt
Organism: Pistacia vera
Lineage: Eukaryota; Viridiplantae; Streptophyta; Magnoliopsida; Sapindales; Anacardiaceae
Cellular component (GO): membrane
Source: RefSeq, a predicted model, not a curated record
AUAUAUUUUAGCUAACAGAUUUAUUGAUACAAAACGAGCACUGUUGUUGAUUGGGAUAAACCCAAAAAGACUGCGAUUCUGUAGCUUGCAUUUUUUCUUGCGGCAAGCACGGUUUUUCUCUGCAGCAUAAGGAGUAAAUAAUCGUCAAUGCGUGUGGUUAACUGUGAAUAGGCCAGUUAGUUUACCCUUUAGCCUCUCUUCCAAGCAAUCUGUUUCUGUAUCAUGAAAUGCAGCAACCAUUAUGCUUUUGCAUAUUCAGAUCUUAAUCAACAGGCCUCGGAGAAAUUUGUGUUGCUAAGGAUUUUAAUACUUGGCCAAGCCAUUAUCUUCUUUUAGGAAUGUGUAUCAUAGUAUCAGGACCUAUACAAAAUGGUAAAAGGAUUCCGAGUCACGGCUGAUGGAAGGAAGAAAUGGUUUCGGUUUUGGUCACAUUUUAUCAUAUGCAGCCGUGAAUUGCAUACUUCUUAAACUGACCGAUUGAAGCCAAAUCAAAUAAGCUUCAAUCAAAUAAAUAAUCGAUCACAAACAUUGAGACGGCUAGCAGAGUCUAUUUGGGAAGUGGAGACCAAUUCUUUUAGAAACCGUAUACUUGAGCCCUUGAGACUGCAGAGAUCUACAGAAUGCAAACCUUGCAGGUCCUGUAACAAUCUCCUUGUCAUGGGAUGCUUCAUUGGUGAUUAGUAAAUUUAAGAGGGUAGGAAAGCUGCUGAAAACUAGAAAAUAAUUUCUGUAUACAGAUGACGAACCUCGGAGACAAAAGCUCACUGAUUGAGGUUUAGUGAUAAGGAAAUGUUGACUCCUUUCAUAACGUAGCACAAAGAAACCAGAAGUACAAAAUGAUUUGAUGUCAUUGACCCCAGCUAUAAGCUUGAUUCCUUCAUCAAAGAGACAAGCAAGUCCGACCAUCAAGGCAGGACAAGCACAAAAGUUAAUGCCCAUUUUUAUAUGUCUUGUGCUGAUGAACUACGAAGUUUUAUAAUAUAUUUGGCCAGGCAAAUUUGAUCAAAAUCAGUUCACCUCAUCGGCUGUCCUGUAGUACUAAAAAACUUCACCACUUCAGUGUUCAGGCAUAGAGCUUGUUAGAACUUGAGAGGAAAAAAUGGUAAUGUCUGCCUUCAAUGGCGGUGUUGAAUCAAAUUGGAAACAGAUGAAGAACUUCGGAUUGCAUAUGCUGGCUAGCAGAUUGUUCAUGGUCUUCGCUACCUUGUUAAUCAUGUCUGUCAAUGGUUCAUCUUAUAUGUUUGGUCUAUACUCGAAUGACAUCAAAUCAGCAUUAGGCUAUGAUCAGACCACACUCAACUCGAUAGCCUUCUUCAAGGACUUGGGUGGUAAUCUCGGAGUCUUGGCAGGGCUCAUCUAUGAGAUUGCACCUCCCUGGGUUGUUCUCUUAAUUGGUUCAGCCAUGAACUUUUUUGGGUUUUUCAUGAUUUGGCUAAGUGUUACUGGUCGUGUAGCCAAACCCCAUGUCUGGCAUAUGUGUUUGUACAUGUGGAUUGGCUCAAAUUCACUGUCGUUUCCAAACACUGGAGCAUUGGUUACUUGUGUUAAGAAUUUCCCUGAAAGUAGAGGCGUUACCAUUGGCCUCUUGAAGGGUCUUAUUGGGCUCAGUGGCGCGAUAAUGACACAAAUCUACCAUGCUUUCCAUGGUGAUGACACAAAAGCUCUUAUCUUGUUAAUUGCUUGGCUUCCAACUGCUGUUCCGGUGUUUUUUCUUCCAACCAUUCGGAUUAUGAAGGUUGUUAAACAAGCAAAGGAGCUCAAAGUUUUCUAUAAUUUCCUCUAUAUUUUGCUUGGCCUAGCUGGAUUUAUGAUUGUGACAAUUAUAAUUCAGAACAAGUUCAGGUUUACUAGAAGUCAGUAUAUUGCGAGUGCAUCAGUGGUUGUUAUUUUUCUCUUCAUUCCACUUGCUAUAGUUAUAAAAGAAGAAUUCUCCAUCUGGAAGAGCAAGAAACAAGCUUUGAAAGACGAUCCUGAAGUUAAUGUUGUAACCGAGAAUCCAUUAAUAGUUGCAGCAUCAGAAGCAAAACCGACUUUCCAGACAAUUUUUGGCUUAAAAAAUGUUGUCAAGCAACCUGACAGAGGCGAGGACUAUGCCAUACUGCAAGCGGUUUUCAGCAUUGACAUGCUAAUUCUGUUCACGGCAACAACUUUUAGCGUUGGUGGGGCUUUAACUGCCAUCGAUAACUUGGGUCAAAUCGGAAAGUCAUUAGGCUAUCCUACUCACAGCAUUGCCACUUUCAUUUCUCUUAUUAGCAUCUGGAAUUUCCUCGGACGAGUCCUUUCAGGUUUCGCCUCUGAAAUCUUGUUAACAAAGUACAAAUUCCCUCGUCCUCUAUUGCUAACUCUAGUGAUUCUCAUCUCAUGCCUCAGCCAUCUUUUCAUCGCCUUCCAUGUUCCGAAUUCUCUUUAUUUUACCUCAGUGAUUACAGGGUUCUGCCUCGGAGCACAAUUAUCAUUAGUAGUAGCAAUCAUUUCAGAAAUAUUUGGCCUUAAACAUUACUCCACACUGUACAAUGUUGGAGCUGUUUCGGGCCCGGUUGGGUCAUACAUUUUUAACGUGAAAGUCGCUGGUCGUCUGUAUGAUCGAGAGGGUUUGAAGCAGAUGGCAGCGUUGGGGCUCACCAGGAAGGCCGGCCAAGGCUUGAAUUGCUCCGGCGUGCAGUGUUAUAAAAUGUGUUUUAUUAUAAUCACAGCGGCUACAUUCUUUGGGUGCCUUGUUUCAUUUAUUUUGGUGAUUAGGACACAUAAAUUUUAUAAAGGUGAUAUUUACAAGAAGUUUAGAGAGGAAUGUAUUAGUAUAGAGAAUGGUAUGGACUUGGCAGAAAUGGCAGCCACAGCCACCGAUGGUGCCGCAGCAGCCAGUGGUGUCACCGGCAACAAUGUUGUGGGUAACAACCAACAGAAAUUGAUUAAUUCUGUAGAUAAAGCACUGAGGAUUUAGUGAGAAUUUGGGUCAUUGAAAUAGUAAUUUAUGUUUUUU